This is a messenger RNA of Aspergillus niger, 690 nucleotides long. RefSeq lists its product as hypothetical. The transcript has 4 exons. Bases 1 to 690 code for a protein of 229 amino acids. The record is from RefSeq and is a predicted model, not a curated record. NCBI's taxonomy places the organism in Eukaryota, Fungi, Ascomycota, Eurotiomycetes, Eurotiales, Aspergillaceae.
AUGGUCUAUGGUAUAUACAGCAUGAUGAUGUGCACCUUCAGCGCUGCCACCAUCACAGAUGAGCGAUUUCUUCCCGAUGGCAUCUCCGCUACCGGAAAAGAUGCAAAAAAUGACUACAUCGCUAAAUGGCAGACGAUCAUUGAGCAGCACAACUUUGCCCGAAUAAAGCUCACACUAUCACACCUCGACGAUUUUGCUUUGAUGAUUCAACGGAACCGGGCUCUCGUGCGUUACAUAUGGCUCUGUUUGGAACUCGAAGAGUAUGAUUGCAUGCUUUGUGCGCCUUCUACUCGAGCGACGAUGCAAAUGGGAUAUAGAGAUGAUUGCCUAAUCAUCAAAGCAUUUAGGGAGCGGUUUUCUACACUCAGCGCAUGGAAACCUAAUGGCAACUUACUACUUGAUAUCAGCAUCCACUCUCCCAGUGACUCUGAACACCGGUUUGAGUAUUUGACUCUUUUGCCCGAUAUUCCCUCCGACAAGUGUGACCGAAAUAUAUGGGAAAACCAGUCAAUGCUGGCCAAACUUGAGGCCCCCAGCACGGUUGGAUUACUGGCCGUCAAGUUCGCAUUCCGCCAAGUAUGGGUAUCGACAAGGCUUUCGAAGAGAUCAUGGGAGGAGGCUGUAGGAGAUUGUCUACGAACCUUGGAGGGAAUGGGCACGUACUAUGCAGGAUCUAACGGCUGGCUGUGA